AUGGGCGACGCCGCCGCCGACGGCACAACCAGCGGCGGCCUCUGCCCAUGCCAGAUCUGUAUCAGAGAUCGCGCUGGCGCUGUGGGCAACCACAGCGGCUCCUCGUCGCAAGCACACAACGACUCUCAGGCCUUCCAGGCGGCCUUCGACAAACACCUGGAGAACAAGUACAUCUACGCCGCCGUCACCCACGUCCAGACGUUGGGGGACACGUCCGCGGAGAUGUCGGCCGAGGCGAUCGGCAUCUACCUCGAACACGAUGACGUCCGUCGGUUCGCGGCCUUCCUCCACAGGAACCGCGAAUGGGUCCGCGACCUCAAGCGCCCGUCGCUCGAGCCUGGCAAGGGCAAGAUGCCGAGCCAGGUCGUCGAGCGUGACCCGGAGGACGCAUUCAGGACGACGAUCGUGUCCUUCCUUCGUCGUCCCGCCGUCCAACUUGCGCUCAAGGUCCUCAAGGACGCGGAGGUGUGUGGGGACACUCUCCCAAUGCUUCGCCCUCUGGCCGACGGGGAGGACAUGAAGGGCCUUCUUGAAAAACUCCACGCCAACCUGGAGUUCUUCGUGCAACUGGGUGUGCCGGGCAACCUGUUCGAUGUCGUGGAGGAGAUCAACUCUCCCCUCGUCAUCGACCUCACGGUGUCAAGCCCACCAUCGUCACCGAUGGUCCCCGUCGCAUCCCGCAAGCGUCCCCGCAGUGCGCAAGGUAACCCCACCAAGCGCACUGCACUCUCUGUGGCUCGUAUCGGGCUCUUCAAACUCUCAUGGCUCCUCAAGCGCAUCGGGCUCCUCCAAAACCUAUGGCUCCUCCAACUCCUAUUGCUCCUCAAACGCAUCGGGCUCCUCAAACUCCUAUGGCUCCUCAAACCAAUCGGGCUCCUCAAGAAUCCAUGGCUCUUCAAACCCCCUCGGGCUCCUCAAACUUCCCAGGCUCCUCAAGCGCCCCAUCCUCCUCCAGGCCUCCUGGUUCACGUGAGAGCCUGGCGUGAAUCAUGGCUCAGCGACGAGGAUGGACCGAAUGGGAAGCGGAAGCAUUAG
This is a messenger RNA of Apiotrichum porosum, 1035 nucleotides long. RefSeq lists its product as uncharacterized. The record is from RefSeq and is a predicted model, not a curated record. Bases 1 to 1035 code for a protein of 344 amino acids. NCBI's taxonomy places the organism in Eukaryota, Fungi, Basidiomycota, Tremellomycetes, Trichosporonales, Trichosporonaceae. The transcript is spliced from 4 exons.